GUUUGGUCCUCCUCGGCACCCGUCAGACGCGCCUCUGCAUCCGCGCACCCGGAAACUGAGCAGAGCAACAAAAGCAGCGCUUUCCGCAGGCAGCAAACACCCUCAGCAUAAUGUCGGAUAAAAGUGAGCUGAAAGCUGAGCUUGAGCGAAAGAAACAGCGCCUGGCUCAGAUCCGAGAGGAGAAGAAGAGAAAGGAGGAGGAGCGCAAGAAAAAAGAGUCUGAGCUGAAGAAGGAGGCCGUCCCGCCGCAGGAUGAUUCUGACCUGGAGAAAAAGCGCAGGGAGGCUGACGCUCUUCUGCAGAGUAUGGGCAUCACACCAGACACUCCUGCGGGUCCUACUCCCAUGUCUCCCACGGCCAAAUCUGCAGGCUCUCCAAGUGAAGCAGGGAGCCAGGACUCAGGAGACAGUGCCCCCGGCCCACGGCGGGGUCCUCUGAAGUUGGCCAUGGUGAAGGUGACCCAGGUGGAUUUCCCUCCCAGAGAGGUGGUGUCCUACACGAAGGAGACACAGACGCCCACCGUGACAGAGCAGAAAGAGGAGGAAGAUGAGGAGGAAGAGACCGCCCCCCCGCAGCCCGAGGUCGAGACAGAGAAAGAGAAACCAGCAGAGAAACAAGACGAGGAAGCGCCCCCUCAUGAGCUAACGGAGGAGGAGAAGCUGCAGAUCCUGCACUCGGAGGAGUUCAUGGAGUUCUUCGAUCACAGCACACGCAUCGUGGAGCGCGCUCUCUCCGAACACGUGGAUGUUCUCUUCGACUACAGCGGCCGAGACGUGGAGGAGAAGGAGGGUGAGAUGCAGGCUGGGACCAAACUGUCUCUAAACAGGAAGUUUGUUGAUGAUCGCUGGUCCAAACAGCGAGUGGUGACCUGUCUGGAUUGGUCCCCACAGUAUCCAGAGUUGCUGGUCGCCUCUUACAACAACAACGAGGAAGCCCCGCAUGAGCCCGAUGGAGUGGCUUUAGUCUGGAACAUGAAAUACAAGAAGACCACACCGGAGUAUGUCUUCCACUGUCAGUCUGCUGUCAUGUCUGCAACGUUUGCAAAGUUUCAUCCCAACCUGGUUGUGGGUGGCACUUACUCAGGACAGAUCGUGCUGUGGGACAACCGAAGUAACAGACGCACCCCUGUCCAGAGGACGCCUCUCUCUGCCGCGGCGCACACGCACCCAGUGUACUGUGUGAAUGUGGUCGGCACACAGAACGCUCACAACCUCAUCAGCAUCUCCACUGACGGAAAGAUGUGCUCCUGGAGUCUGGACAUGCUCUCUCAACCACAGGACAGUAUGGAGCUGGUGUUCAAGCAGUCUAAAUCAGCUGCGGUCACCUCCAUGUCCUUCCCUCUGGGUGACGUUAAUAACUUCGUGGUGGGGAGUGAGGAUGGAUCGGUCUACACAGCCUGUCGGCAUGGCAGUCGAGCAGGUAUCAGUGAGAUGUUUGAGGGGCAUCACGGUCCAAUCACAGGCAUUGACUGUCACACAGCUGCAGGACCUGUAGACUUCUCUCAUCUCUUCCUGACCGCCUCGUUCGAUUGGACCGUUAAACUCUGGAGCACCAAGAGUAACAAGCCGCUGUACUCGUUUGAGGACAACUCUGAUUAUGUGUACGACGUCAUGUGGUCUCCGGUGCAUCCCACCCUCUUCGCCUGUGUGGACGGACUCGGACGCGUCGACCUGUGGAACCUCAACAACGACACCGAGGUGCCCACUGCCAGCGUGUCGGUGGAAGGCAGUCCCGCUCUGAACAGACUGCGCUGGUCUCAAUCGGGCAGAGAGAUCGCUGUGGGUGACUCCGAGGGACAGAUCCACAUUUACGACGUCGGCGAGCAAAUCGCAGUCCCGCGGGGCGACGAAUGGACCCGCUUCGUUCGGACGCUGGCGGACAUCCACGAGAACCGCGACGAUGCCGAGGAACUGGCCGCUCAACGCCUGGCCGCUUAAACCAGCAGAUCUCAGGAAGCUGUUAUCACGUCUGUCUGUGGAUGUGAAAUGAUUUCUGUGUGCAAACCCUUGAUUCUGCCUUUCGUUUGGAGUAAAGAUACACAACAUUGACCGUGGGUGCGACUCAUAGUGCGACCGGAAGCCUUAACACUUGCAUGCAAAAAACAAAACCAUUAUGAAUGUUUCUGUUUCUAUCCAGGUGUCUCUGAGCGUGCUCCACUCUCAGCUUAUUAUGCACAGCCAAAUAUAUAAAAAAAAGAAAAAUUGCAUAAAGAAAGUGAAGCUGUUUUUUGUAUUUAAUUUAUGACGGUUGAGCACAUUUUGAAAUAAACCACACAUUUUAAAGGAAUAAAUUUGCUCCCUCAAAUGACACAGAUGUAGUAUAACAAAUUCGGUGUUACAGGUUUUUAGUGUAAUGCUGUAAAAGAGACUUGGGGUUGUGCUCAAGUGCUAGAUGUCAUAAAUAAUAGAAAAUAUCUAUAAAAUAGGCUUCAUUUUCUUUCACAUGUAAUUGAUUUCAUUUGAUUUUGGGGUGAAAUGUUUUAGGAGGUUUUGUCAGAUUUACCUUAACAAUACUAGUGAAGCACCAUAUCUUUUUUUAUUUAACUUGAUCACAGUCCUAGAGAAUCGUAGAGCUCUACCUCUUUCAGAUCUUGUCAGCGGGUCAUAUUCAUUACUCAGCAUCACGUAUUGAGUUUGGUGAGUCUAGCUAUGGACCAAAUGCUGGAAUAAAUACUCUUUUUGUUCCUGUUAAUGAUCGCUCUUGUUCCUCUUCACCUCCGCAGAGCCACAAUCACGUAUUUGUGAUGCAUAUCAAUAUAGCAGGUUCAUGUUUAGACUGUCUGAACUGUUUAAAGUGUGUCUCUCAGAGAUCAAGGUCUUCCUCUUCCAGUGUUUCAAACACUAAUAGUAAGUUUUGCAGAACCUCUUUGUAUUUCUGAAUUCAUUUUCUAAGCCAAAUCUCCGUUUUGAAGUCAUCUGUAGUAUUUUGUUUCGAAGAUUUCGAAACGUUGCUUCCAGCUGUAUCCCUCCGGUUUAAUGGAAUGUCCAAUAAAUUCUGCUUUUGAAAUGUAACAAUUGUAAUUUAUUUCAAUAAACACAAUACACUAAUCAAAUGCAUUUAAACCAAA
Carassius gibelio (silver crucian carp) is the source of this 3067-nucleotide messenger RNA. RefSeq names its product dynein, cytoplasmic 1, intermediate chain 2a-like. Gene Ontology annotation, cellular component: cytoplasmic dynein complex. The transcript is spliced from 16 exons. The record is from RefSeq and is a predicted model, not a curated record. The coding region runs from base 111 to 1937 and encodes 608 amino acids. Gene Ontology annotation, biological process: transport along microtubule. Gene Ontology annotation, molecular function: dynein light chain binding; dynein heavy chain binding. NCBI's taxonomy places the organism in Eukaryota, Metazoa, Chordata, Actinopteri, Cypriniformes, Cyprinidae.